AUGCGCUGGUUGCCCUCCCGCCCGCUCCCGGCCCUCUCGAGGUUCUUCUCCCGCAUCUCGCUACUCUCUGCCAACGACUCUGGCGAUCACCUCACCAGUUCCAUCAACUCUGGGCGGAUGCCUGGAUCGCGUGGCUUGCCAGGCGACGUGGUCCUGGCCACAGUACGCUUAUGUACCAGGAGCGACGGACACCUGGACGCACUCCCACCACCUGUCAAGGUCCAGGGUCCGAUAUCCGAGUCUCUAGUGAGAGAGGAGUGCGACAAGGUUGUCCUCUUGCCCCUAGUCUAUGGCCUUCAGGUACAACACCGCAAAACUCAGCUGCUCGUGGCCCACAAAGGUCGCCUGGCGCAUCGAUGGUGGCAGAUGCACACGGCCUCCACAUCGGAGGGCCGGUUUCUUCGUAUUCCACAGCCGAAUCAAAGGGACUUGCGACUUCCCAUUGUCACCCAGCUCACCUACCUAGGUAUCGUCCUUUCUUAUAAGGAUGCAGCCACCGCUACCGUCGAACACCGUCUUCAGGUGGCUGAGGCCCAACGUGCUCGCCUCCUCAAAGUGCUGCACUCGCGUACCCUCCCUCUACGCAAACGAGUGCAGCUCUGGGCGGCGUGUGUUCGUAGCUCGGGUGUGUUCGUAGCUCGGCCUUAUACGGCCUACACCCACCUGUUGGACCUGCAGCAGAAGCAUGUGGCACGAAUCACCAUUGUCCUUGUCAGGCACUUGAGGGCCAUCUCUCGGAGCUUUGCUCACAUGUCGCAGGAAUCCAGUCAGGCCUUGCUCCUUAGACUGGGCGUGGAGGAUCCACUGCCAUUCCUGCUGCGCAGCGGUCAGAAGCUCCUGACCAAAACCCUCCAAUCGCGGGUGUUCCCACCCAAUGUCGAGUCAGUUUCUGCUGAGACGGCGAUAGCUGGUGAGGAGAGUUCCGCCAUUGAGCCUGUCUCUGCAAACACGAGCAUCGUGCCGCCCGCAAUCCAGGGAAUCCUUCUCCCAGAGGCCCUCUCCUCAGUGCGAUGCUACCUGUCUCCCCAGCUCAAUGGCUCCAAUUUGCUAGACGCCCUGAGGCACGUGUCUGUUGUCUGGUACAGGCGGACCUUGCAUCAAAACGCAUCGCCGAGCCGGCACCUGCCCUCAGCUCAACUCUGCCCAGCCAUGGAGCAUGUGCCCACGCAGAUGGACUUGGACGAGGAAGAGCGGCAGUGCUUCAGGAACCUCCUAGGGAAACGAGCCCUCGCGCUCGGGGUGGAGUCGCCGAACAAGUACCCUCAUCCAGGGGGGAAGGGUGUCCCACCGAAUGGAGGUGGCAGACCUCGCCAGUUCCAGCCGAACUGCGGUCCACGCCAAGCGGCCCCCUCACAGGGGAGCCGAAGCAAGGAGGAAAACCGAGGACGAUCGGGGACUUCUUCGGACGCGCUGCUGCACAAGAUAGCCAAGGCACUCAUAGUCCAGUCGGACUACAUGUCGCGUCUCCAAAGCGACCAUACGGUCAUCUUCACAUUUCGAAAGGGCGACGGCCCUCAGUUGAUGGUGCCGCUACUUCACGAAGUUGCAGCAAAUUGGCGAGAUCAGCGAAGCAAGGGCAAAGUCACCAAGUCCCUCAAGCAAACUCUGCUCCAGUACGUGACAGCGGAAAUCAUCACCAGA
Symbiodinium necroappetens is the source of this 1641-nucleotide messenger RNA. The record is from the annotation of a GenBank genome assembly. Lineage: Eukaryota; Dinophyceae; Suessiales; Symbiodiniaceae.